Messenger RNA from Oikopleura dioica, 501 nucleotides. NCBI's taxonomy places the organism in Eukaryota, Metazoa, Chordata, Appendicularia, Copelata, Oikopleuridae. The record is from the annotation of a GenBank genome assembly.
AUGUAUUAUUCGGUGCAAUCAGCGAAGUACUGGCGAAACUCGGCAUUUUUUCUUGGAUUCCCGAUAGUUGGGCUGGCAGUUUACGCUGCUCAUCACAGAGAACCAAAGUGGCACAAGAGAGAAGGCUGGAACAAAGUGGAUUUUCUCAACCCUUGUCCAAGACAUACGCAAGUUUACGAAGCUGACAGUAACAGAUGUUUGUUUUACAACGCAGAAAUCAACUGGAUUACUUUGACCGGCUUUGCUGACGGUGAAAAUGACGUCACGAUUUUGAGAAACGAAGAGAAUGGAGAAGUUCGUCACUAUCCUUAUCUCUCUGAAGUCGAAAAAACUGACCUUCGCUGGGACGCUCUCGGAGCAAGUCAACUCGAGCCGCUUAAUCCCGAGAUGAACUACAAGACUCCUGAAAUGACGGCUCAUCUCCGAAGACGACAACUCGCAAAAGCUGAGCUCACCAAGGCUCCAAAGAAAAAGGCACAGAAGUCAUUCUGGAAUUGGUAA